Messenger RNA from Trypanosoma cruzi, 573 nucleotides. RefSeq names its product 40S ribosomal protein S5, putative. Gene Ontology annotation, biological process: ribosomal small subunit assembly; translation. The record is from RefSeq and is a predicted model, not a curated record. Gene Ontology annotation, molecular function: rRNA binding; mRNA binding; structural constituent of ribosome. Bases 1 to 573 code for a protein of 190 amino acids. Gene Ontology annotation, cellular component: ribosome; cytosolic small ribosomal subunit. The transcript has a single exon. NCBI's taxonomy places the organism in Eukaryota, Euglenozoa, Kinetoplastea, Trypanosomatida, Trypanosomatidae.
AUGAGCGCAAAGGCCCCGAAGCUUUUCAACAAGUGGUCCUACGAGAACCUCCAGACGACGGAGAUUGCUCUCAGCGACCACAUUUCGAAGACGGCAACGUAUGUGCCCCACUCCGCUGGCCGCUGGCAAAAGAAGCGAUUUCGCAAGGCACGCAUCCCUAUUGUGGAGCGCCUGACGAAUGGCCUGAUGUUCAAGGGCCGCGGCAAUGGCAAGAAGCUUCAGGCUGUGCGUCUUGUGAAGCACACGCUCGAGAUCAUUCACCUGCUGACUGACCAGAACCCCUUGCAGGUGGUGAUUGACGCCGUGUCCAAGGGUGCGCCGCGUGAGGACUCGACUCGUGUGGGAUCGGGUGGUGUGGUGCGUCGCCAGGCCGUCGAUGUUUCGCCAAUGCGUCGCGUGAACGAGGCGAUCUACCUAAUGUGCAAGGGUGCCCGCGAGGCUGCUUUCCGCAACCUCAAGACACUGCCUGAGUGUCUUGCCGAUGAGAUUGUGAACGCGUCGAAGGGCAGCUCCAACUCUUAUGCCAUCAAGAAGAAGGAUGAGGUGGAGCGUGUUGCCAAGGCCAAUCGGUAA